GUACGUCGGCAAACUAUUAAAGCACAACUAGCAAGAAGGGAAGAAAUGUCUUCUUUCUUCGUGUUUACAUGCUUAUUUGUUCACUUUAUUUUGCUAGAAGGAGUGGAAAGUCAAUGCGUAGCCGCUAACUAUACAGGCUGUUGUACAAACUAUCCAUGCCAUGGAGCUGGGUCCAGUUUAUGCUAUUGUGACGCCAGUUGUUACAUAUACGGUGAUUGCUGUCCAGAUGUAGCCAGCAUUGGUUGUGUAUACUUGGAGAGUUCUUGUGUAUCUGCUGGCUUCACUUCUUGCUGUAAUACUUCUACUAGUUCUUCAUGUCGUGGGACUGGUGGUAAUUCAACCUGUUACUGCGAUCAGUCUUGCUAUACUAAUAACAAUUGCUGCCCUGAUAUUAAUCAAACUAGCUGUGUACAAAGUAACGUUACUGAAACAGGUGAGUACUAUUCUAUAUCAAGUACCCAUGUGUAUAUCAAUGGAGCCUAUUCAAACCACUAGCUUUAACAAAUAAGGCUUCAACCAUUUAGCA
Molecule: messenger RNA, 526 nt
Organism: Amphimedon queenslandica
Lineage: Eukaryota; Metazoa; Porifera; Demospongiae; Haplosclerida; Niphatidae
Product: cadmium metallothionein-like
Exons: 3
Coding region: 46-495 (149 amino acids)
Source: RefSeq, a predicted model, not a curated record